Uranotaenia lowii is the source of this 1558-nucleotide messenger RNA. RefSeq names its product chitinase-like protein Idgf4. Bases 142 to 1455 code for a protein of 437 amino acids. The transcript has 3 exons. Gene Ontology annotation, molecular function: chitin binding. Gene Ontology annotation, biological process: chitin catabolic process; carbohydrate metabolic process. Gene Ontology annotation, cellular component: extracellular region. NCBI's taxonomy places the organism in Eukaryota, Metazoa, Arthropoda, Insecta, Diptera, Culicidae. The record is from RefSeq and is a predicted model, not a curated record.
CAGAUUAGGUUCAGUUGUCGUUCCGAAUUCUACCGGUGUGGUGGUCCAACUUUCCUGCGUUCUGUGUUCUACUCAAAGUGUGAUCAAGUUCAAGUGCGUCUCCUAGUCGGUUGUUUUUAGAGGGAGGAAGUGCGAGUGACGAUGAAGCUGAUCGCUCUCGGAUUGAUCCUAGCCGGGCUUGCCGUAAUCGGCCAUGGCCAAACGUCGACAUCGAAGGUUCUGUGCUAUUACGACGGGGGCAACUUCCUGAUCGAAGGUCUGGCAAAAGUCGGCCUGGCUGACAUCGAAACGGCGCUGCCAUUCUGUACCCAUCUAAUCUACGGCUAUGCGGCCAUCGAUCCGGAUUCGAACAAAGCCGUCUCCCGCAAUCCGAAUCUGGAUUUGGACACCGGCAAGGGUUACUACCGGCAGGUGACCCAGCUGAAGCGAAAAUAUCCGGCACUCAAAGUCCUACUCGGAAUCGGUGGCUAUCGAUUUGCGGCACCUUCACCCAAAUAUUUGGACCUGCUCGAAUCCGGAGCCGCUCGGAUUACCUUCAUCAACAGUGUGUAUAGCAUUGUGAAGACCUACGAGUUCGACGGAAUCGAUCUGGCAUGGCAGUGGCCUCAGAACAAACCGGUCAAGAAGCACUCGACCGCCGGCAAACUCUGGAAGGGAUUCAAGAAAGUAUUCUCCGGCGAUAGCGUCCUGGACGAGAAGGCCGAUGAACAUCGGGAAGAGUUCACCGCACUGCUGCGGGAGAUGAAGAAUGCCUUCCGGUCGGACAACUAUCAGCUCGGAAUCACUGUGCUGCCACAUGUCAACACCAGCACCUUCUUCGACAUCCCAGCUAUCAUCAACUAUCUGGACUUUGUAAACAUUGGAGCUUACGAUAUGCAGACACCGGAGCGCAAUCCCAAAGAAGCUGACUACGCUGCGCCGAUUCAAGAGCUCAACGAGCGUGUUCCCGGAAACAAUGUUGAUGGGUUGGUGAAGCUAUGGCUCGGAGCCAACGCGCCCUCGUCCAAGCUUAUCGUAACGAUUCCGACUCAUGGUCGCGGUUGGAAGCUGAACUCGGACUCCGGCAUCACCGGAACGCCUCCCCUGGUAGCUGAUGGAGCUGGUCCGGCGGGACCUUACCUGCAGCAGGAAGGCUACUACAGCUGGGCCGAAACUUGCCAGAAGCUACCGAACCCAGCCAACUCCGGCCUCAAGGGAGCUGAUGCCCCGCUACGCAAGGUUGGCGAUCCGACCAAACGAUUCGGACCAUAUGCCUUCCGGAUGCCCGACAGCAAUGGGGAACAUGGUUUGUGGAUUUCCUACGAAGAUCCGGAUUCGGCCUCUAACAAGGCUGGCUACGUGAAGCAGAAGAACCUCGGAGGUAUUGCCAUCAGUGAACUGUCCUUCGACGACUUCCGGGGAAGCUGCGCCAACGAAAAGUUCCCGAUUCUGCGGGCUGCCAAAUAUCGGCUGUAAAAAUGCAGUUUCCGGGAAACUUGCAUGUGUUUUUUAAUACUUGAUAAGCGUGUGUUAAAAGAUAAAAUAUAACCAUGUGAAUAUGGAAACCUGUUUUGAGAAA